This is a messenger RNA of Harmonia axyridis, 893 nucleotides long. RefSeq names its product flavin reductase (NADPH). The record is from RefSeq and is a predicted model, not a curated record. NCBI's taxonomy places the organism in Eukaryota, Metazoa, Arthropoda, Insecta, Coleoptera, Coccinellidae. The transcript is spliced from 3 exons. Bases 158 to 766 code for a protein of 202 amino acids.
AGCGAGCGAUGCAGGUGAUAAUCAAAGUACUUGAAGGUUAUGAUUAUUCAUUAAUCUAUUCACUCAGAUUAAAUUGAAGCACAAUCAUUAUAUUAAACGGAGGAAGAAUUCCCUUAGUCAUUGUGAAGUACCUACUGUUGAUACAAGGGCUGAAGUUAUGGAGAAAAUAGUAAUAUUUGGUUCUUCUGGAAUGACCGGUAUUUGCGCCGUGGAAGCCGCAAUUGAAAAAGGUCUUAAUGUAAGAGCAUUUGUUAGGGAUUCUUCCAAAUUACCAGAAGCUUUAAGAAGUAAGGUAGAAAUUGUUCAGGGAGAUGUUCUAAGCUACGAUGAUGUUUCCAAAGCAGUUAAAGGAGUAUCAGGUGUGGUUGUUGUUCUUGGUACAAGAAAUGACUUAAAACCUACCACAAUAUUGAGUGAAGGAACAAAAAAUAUUAUUAAGGCAAUGAAAGAACAUGGAGUUGAAAAGGUAUCGGUUUGUCUGUCUGCUUUUCUAUUUUGGAAACCUGCUGAUGUUCCCCCCAUGUUCCAUGAUUUGAAUGCUGACCAUCGUCGACAAUUAGAUGUGGUGAAAGAGUCCAAUUUGAAAUAUAUCGCUAUUCUACCGCCACACAUUGCAGAUCAACCUGGAAAUGAUUAUGUGGUGAAACAAGAUGAAAGUCCUGGAAGAGUAAUAACAAAAUAUGCACUUGGAAAAUUCCUUAUUGAAAGUUUGACAAUGCCAGAACAUUACGGUAAAAUUUGUGGUAUUUGCAAUAAACCCCAGUGAACUAUAAUAUUUUUUCCAAAGCCUUUUAUUGUUGAAUUUAAAGCUAAUAUUUUAUCUGGUUUUUGCUUGUUGGAAAGUAUUUGAAAACUUUAUAAUAUGAAUGAUAAUAAAUAAUAUUUUUUUGUUA